This is a messenger RNA of Strongylus vulgaris, 558 nucleotides long. The record is from the annotation of a GenBank genome assembly. Lineage: Eukaryota; Metazoa; Nematoda; Chromadorea; Rhabditida; Strongylidae.
AUGGCUGGAGUGAUGGUGGUAGCCCAUCACAGUACCCUUCUCACGUAUCGAGAUCGAGCGUAUCGAGUUGAAUGCUAUUACAGAGAAGACAACAAUAUCGUACAAACAGAAAUGCGGGUCAACUCACAUCCACCUGCUUCACUGGCUUCUGACCCCAUCGCACUUCCAUCCUGUCAGUAUAAGGUAGAAACAGCGAGUAACUCUUCGUCUGAAGACUCCUCGCCUGCUAUCGUUACCAUAGGAGAUUCCGUUGUUCACGUAUGGACCUGCGGUGAUCCCAUUCAUGCGAAAAUCUACUGCAUGCAGGUACAUUCCUGUGUUGCUGACGAUGGAGGAGAGGAGAAAUUUACUGUUGUCGAUGCUGAAGGAUGCUCCACAGAUUCAGAAUUGCUAAGCGCAAUCACAUAUCCUACAUCGCUGCGAGCCUAUGCUCGAUCAAGAGUGUUUAAGUUCGCAGACAAAAGCGAUAUCAACUUUGCAUGCCAAAUACGACUAAUGAUGCUACCGAAUACUGCAAAUGGCACUUGUCCGGUAAGCUGCUUCAAAUUAGCGAUUUGA